Corticium candelabrum is the source of this 2297-nucleotide messenger RNA. RefSeq names its product probable C-mannosyltransferase DPY19L3. The record is from RefSeq and is a predicted model, not a curated record. Gene Ontology annotation, cellular component: nuclear inner membrane. NCBI's taxonomy places the organism in Eukaryota, Metazoa, Porifera, Homoscleromorpha, Homosclerophorida, Plakinidae. Gene Ontology annotation, molecular function: mannosyltransferase activity. The transcript is spliced from 15 exons. Bases 5 to 2188 code for a protein of 727 amino acids.
UGUGAUGUCAAGUAGAAAGUUGAGACAACGAAGCGGCGGCCGCAAUGCAAACCAGUCAGUAGGAGAUUUAUCCAAGUCAUCAUCAUCAUCAUCAGUAGGAACACGAAGCAGCAAUGCGAGUGUGCAAGGUGCGAACAUGCCAGAGUUGCAGGCGUUGUGGCUACAAAGGCGACAAUCUGCUUUCCAAAUUUGCGGAGCGUCUCUCGUCCUGCUUGCGGUAUUGGCGUUCGCCUACUACUGGGCGCAAUACCUCAAGCUGCUGCACGAAAACUAUCUCUGGUUUUCCAACAUUGGAAACCUAGAAAGGGAGAUUUCAUUUCGAUCCGAGCAAGGUCUUUACUAUUUCUACUACAAGCAAUUGGUCAAAGCCAAAUCUUGGUCACAAGGACUAUAUUCACUAACUCAUGACAACACAACUGAACACCCACGAACAAUAAACAUCAUCGAGAGAUUCAACGUAUUUCAGGAAAUCAUAGCAGCUGCUCUGUACAGAACGAUUCCUAUCCAGAAGACUUGGGAGCCGAUCUACUUCUACAUUGAUGCAGUCUUCUCACUUCAUGGCAUCUACAUGGUCGCUGUCUACUGUACCGCCUGGCUACUGUCCGGCUCAUGGAUAUCUGGUCUGCUCUCAGUCACAUUCUUUGCCUUCAAUCGGCGUGACAUGACAAGAAUUGAUUUCACUGUUCCUCUCCGAGAGAACUGGGCGUAUCCGUUUCUGUUUCUGCAACUGUUUUUUGUGACUCUGUAUGUGAAAGUUGACGUUUUGGCAUGUAUACGGAAACUGGCUCUAGCCGGCAUCUUCCUAUCGACCUUGAUCUUCGUUCUCUUCUGGCAGUUCGCCCAGUUCAUAUUGCUGCCCCAGGUGAUCGCCAUAUACGGCAUAUGGCUGCUAGGAUUCCUCCCUUGCAAAAAGGUCAUUCGUCUCUACGCUACCCUCAUAACCGUUAUCCUGACGGGAUGCUUUCUGCAGUACGGAAAUGUCAUGUUGUUGGGGUCACUGGCUCUCAGUUUCAUGUUCGCUGGCUUGAUUGUUCUCAAGCUACCGCACGGUGGACGUGUCCAACCGAGACGAUCGAUUUGGAUGUUCAUAGGGACCGUAGCCGGCUUGACAUUUUUGGUGAUCACAUUGACAUUGUUGAUCAACGUCUGUGUGAAGAUGAGCUUGGGUGUUACCUCUGAUCAACAUAUUGUUGACUUUGUGAUGACAAAAAUCGGGCUACGGAAUCCUUCCGACUUGAGAGACUUUGACGUUUUGCUUUAUGUUUGCGAAAGUUCGUUUCAAGCGAUGGCGUCGAGUCAUUGGCUGAGACUGACCAAGACGUUAUUCCUACCGUCGUAUCUCGGUGUGUUGGUGGUCACUGGUGCUCUCUUGGUUGUGACAAUAUUCAAAAUGUGUUGGAGCUCGAGUGAGAGCCCGGAUUCUGUCACCCUGUCUCCUCCAAUGCUUAAAGCCCAUCCAGAAUUUGCACACCAUUUCAUUAUGUCAAUUUUGUUUGGCAUAAUGGCUCUCUCCACGCUUCGAUGUAAGUUCCUCUGGUUGCCUCAUUCGUCCAUUCUCGCUGCCGCUGGUCUUACUCACACGUCCAUGUGGACAUCUAUUCAAGAGAAACUCGGAAUUUCUCGAGUGACUACUCAAGGGUUGAAAUACGUGAUGAUUGCUGGUCUAGUCACUGCAAUCAUUACUCUACAUUUGCCUGUAAUGCGGGAAGAACUCGACGACCUUCGAGAAUUUCACGACCCGCACAUAGUCGAGCUCAUGCGUUGGAUACGGGCUGACACACACCCUGUGGCUUCAUUUGCAGGAACGAUGCAACUAAUGGCGUCGGUGAAACUGUGCACAAACAGACCGAUCUGUAACCAUCCGCACUAUGAAGACAAGUGGCUGAGACGACGAACACGACAAGUGUAUCAAGUCUACAGCAAACGAACCGUCGCCGAGGUGCAUGACAUACUAAACGAAGUCGACGCCGAUUACAUCAUUCUUGAAGAGGGUCGAUGCUAUGGCGAAGACGACGUCGGCUGUCGUACUCGUGACAUCGUAGACACGGUCAAUGGCGAGCAAAUUGUGGGAGCAAAAAGCAGCACCAAGGCAAGGUUUUGUCAUGAAGUCGACCAGAAGGGUCACGAACGUCUAUUCAGACUGAAGUUCAAAAAUACUUCGUUUCGUGUUUAUAAGGUCAUAAAAUGAGUAGAGUUUCGUUUCUCGGGGAAUGUAUUGGGUCGUGCACAGCUGUAUGUAAAGACAGUACAUACCCAUAGAUACCCAUACAUAUCCGUACCAUACAUACCCAUACAUA